Molecule: messenger RNA, 2814 nt
Organism: Ogataea polymorpha
Lineage: Eukaryota; Fungi; Ascomycota; Pichiomycetes; Pichiales; Pichiaceae
Exons: 2
Coding region: 1-2814 (937 amino acids)
Cellular component (GO): nucleus
Molecular function (GO): protein binding
Source: RefSeq, a predicted model, not a curated record
AUGGAGGACAGGAACUUAUUCAGGCAAUCAUUGGAGUACAAUAGAAUCAGAAAUGCUAUCAAGAGGGUUUCAGAGCAAUCUUUGUGCCCAAUUUCCCAGCACUAUGGUUAUUUGCCGCAACAUCUUAAUAUUAAGAAUCCCUGCCAGAGAGGAAAUGCCGAGCGUGGUAUAAUACUCAAGCAGGGUUUUGAUCCUGGAGAUGUCAUAUACGACUUCCAUCCAAAACUUGAGGUGGCUGAGACCAAUCAGAGCUCAGAAAGUGCUGACAGUAAAGACAAUUUGUGUGCACACUGUUUGAAGAGUCUAAACAUAUCGAAAAUGGGAGUUGAGUGCGGUGGGUGUGACGGGUUCGUUAAAUAUUGUUGCGAGCAGUGUAUGGUGGCAGAUUUGGCAGUUCACAUGAUUGAAUGUUUGUACUUGAGAAGCUUUGAUUCUGAAGAGAGGAACAAAAUAUCCUGUGUUGAGCGCCUUAUUUUGAGACUCAUUAUCACGCUCGGAAGUGACGACACGCUGGUCCGACAAUGCCAGGAUCUUACAUCGCACCACGAAGUUUACUUAGAGGCUAAAAAGAGCCAGGACUUUAGCAAUUUAAGCCUGAGUCAGCAAUCUCUAUGUGAAGUAACCGAAGCCUACUCACUGGGAUUUCUCCGAUUCUUCGGCUGCCACCUCCAAGGCCUAAUCAAGUUGUGUUUUGUUGUUUAUGUGAACUCAACAGUUUUGCAAAAUUAUUACGAUGAGCCCAUUGGUAUCAUGUUUGACCCAUUCUUUUCGUUGAUAAACCAUUCGUGCGAGCCAAACACCAUUCUAGUGUGGAAAGGACGCAGAGCAGCACUGAAGGCGCUAAAGAAGCUACAACCAGGAGAGGAGUUACUGGUCAGUUAUUGUCCCGUGUUUAUGCCCAAGAGUGAGAGAGAACAGCAGCUACAAAACAGCUUUUUUUUUGACUGUGGUUGCAGCACAUGCACCCUAGAUUAUGAUUUGUGGUUUCCUAGCAACACUCUAACUGGGGGCAUGAAGUGGGAGACUGACAAGCUGGAUGGGAAAAUGAUCAAUGGCACAGAAGCAGAGAGGAUAGCCUAUCUAGAUUUAAUGAAGGGACUUCGAGAUGUCUACUGUCCCGAGGAGAAGAAAGGAGCCAAGAUCAUGCACAACAUCGCAACCUCAUUCAGACAGCUGGAGACACCAGAAAAAUCAAAUCUAAGCACGCUAGUUUACAAAAGCGUGCACCUGGUCCCCCGUCACAGCUGGCCAGUGUACAAAAUCAUGUGUCUUAUGAAAGCAAACACAAUCAACGAUCCUGUGGCCAACUUGCGGUUUACUAUGUUGACCAUCGAUAUAGAAAAUACAAUAGAGCAGCAUCUGAGCUACAAAGCGUCACUUGGAUUGGGUCUUUACGAAUUGUCUGUGUGCCUGCUGAAGGUGAUCAAGGCAAAAAGACGGGAGGAAGUCGACUGGAAUCUUGAUAUGCUAGUGGACUCCACCUUAGCAUUGGUAUUACAAGCCCACAAGCAGUUAAAAACCAAGUUUGGGUCCUCUUCGCUGCCGCCGUUGGCGGACCUGAAAAAUGUUGUAUCCGAUUUAAGGAGUCUGAAGAGCAUAGAUGUAAUCAACGAGGCCCAGGCGGGCCAGAAAUUGGAGGAGUUGUCGCAGCUACUACAGUGUGGAGUGAACUUAGUGUCAUUUUACGAACCGUUGACCCCGCAAGACGUGGCAGAUUUCAAUUUAAUUUUGGAAUCAGAGGCGUCUCUCAAGGGUGCAUUUGAGCUGUUCAUGGUGAGAUUUAUAGACCGGAAGCGGCGCUUGUACUCCGCAGCUGCUAGUCAUCAGUACACAAACUCCACUACAAGCUCUCUCGACUCCAAGACAAUACACUUUAGCCAUGAGCUCACUCAAGAGCCAAGUCGCUCUACAAAGCCCACAGCCACCCACUCUCUACGACAUACAACCACAAGGUACUCUUCUUACUCAAAGCUAUCAGCCUCAAGGAUGCCGAGCGGGGUGUCUGUGUCCUCCACCUCAUCUGAUGAUACCACAUACACGAGUGUUUCCAGAAUUUCGAGAUGCUGUUCCGCUAGCACCUUCCAGGAACUGGAAGUUACCACAUACGACUACACGCAGUUAUUUGUGGUCACUGAUUCUGACACCACAUUCACGACUAACGUCCACCUCACCACAGAAACCACAUUCGCCCCUACGUCCUCCUUUUCCAUAUCGAGCGCAAUUAUUACAACGGACGCCAACGCUUUUAGCAAGUUUCUGGGCCUUCAUCGUGCCUCAGCUCACCACUCCGUCCUCUCCACGGGAGCAAAGGCGGGUAUUGGGGUAGGCGUGGCAAUUGGAUUCCUUAUGGCCAUGGGCUUUGUGGUACUGUCUCUGUACCGUAGGAAAAAGAAAAAGCAAGCGUUUGGCGGAGAGUACGUCUGGGAUUCAGUGUCAAAUGGUUCUAUUCGCAAUGAUCACCAAAUGCAGAUGGCUCCUCUCCCACCACCUCCACGAAAAAGAGUCGUUGCUGCCUUGGAAGCCACGCCGCGCGAGCGACUAAUCGACGUGCUUCACGAGAACUCUCAAGAAAGUCUGGACCAGCAGCAAGAACAGCGGACAGGUACCAACACGACACCAAAGCGCUAUGACACCCACAUUCAAAACUUGACCAAGUUCAGGGAAACGAGCGUUCAGGACGUUGGAGACACCUUGGGCUCUUUUGCCCUGCGCGAUGGCCAGCUCAGGCCCCAGACGUGGUGGUCGGACAUUGAAAGCAGCGAAGAUAGCACUUUGAGCGGAAGCACAACGAGCGGAAGCGUACAGUCUGUUUAG